Papaver somniferum (opium poppy) is the source of this 944-nucleotide messenger RNA. Its product is annotated as anther-specific protein LAT52-like. The record is from RefSeq and is a predicted model, not a curated record. The coding region runs from base 149 to 649 and encodes 166 amino acids. The transcript has 2 exons. Lineage: Eukaryota; Viridiplantae; Streptophyta; Magnoliopsida; Ranunculales; Papaveraceae.
UCAUUCAUCCAUUUUUUCCACUUUCCUUUGUCUCUCCUCCUUUUUAAAUAUAAAACCCUCACUCACUCUUCCUUUAUUCUCACAUUUCAAUUCACAGUCUCUCCAACAAAUCUUCAUCAAAUUCAUCUUCUUCUUCCGCUUCUCAAAAAUGGCUGUUAGUAGAGUUUUGAUUGUAUUGGCACUCUGUGUCCUGUUACCUGCACUGAUUGCCGGUGAAUAUGCUCCAGUGGAGGAGAAACAACAUUAUGAAGUCUAUGGUCAUGUUUUCUGUGAUACUUGUCAGCUUGGUUGUGAACAUCCACUUUCCACCCCCGUUGCAGAUGCUGAGGUCAAGAUUGAAUGCAGAGACAGGAAAGUUGAGUCCCUGCCAGUGGUCUUCACUCGUUAUGGGAAGACAGACAAGAAAGGAAACUACAUGAUAAAGGUCUUGGAACAACACAAGAACCAGAAGUGUGAAGCAGUACUUGUUAAGAGUCCUCUUGCAAGUUGCAAGGAAAUCGUCGAAGGACUUGAUAGAGCAACAGUCAUUCUUAAUGAGCAGAAUGGUAUUGCUUCAUACAAGCGUAUGGCUAACAGCUUGGGAUUCAGGAGGGAGUCUACCAUCGAUGGGUGUGGUAAGCUUUAUGAACUAUACAAUUACGAAGAUUAGAAAUAUCGCAUGAACUAAGUUUUCUUACAAAGUUAUUAGUAGAGCAUUUUUCUGGUUCAAGAAAAAUUAUGUCUAUCUAUUGUGUUUGGUUUAUCGAAUUCAUUUAUAAUAAGAAGACUUUAUAUAUAGAAAUUUGUAUGCUGAAAAGAGUCACCUGUUGUGACUGCUAAUCAAUUUGUUUGUGAAGAUUUCAGACAUCAAUUUGUUGUUACAUCUUGAAACCUAUUAUCAAUUGUAUUUUGCUCUUGUUCUGCAUUCUUAUUCAACCUAGAAUGGUUCUUUUUUUGCGCUCCAA